Polyodon spathula (Mississippi paddlefish) is the source of this 2040-nucleotide messenger RNA. Its product is annotated as Krueppel-like factor 11. The transcript has 4 exons. The record is from RefSeq and is a predicted model, not a curated record. Gene Ontology annotation, molecular function: RNA polymerase II cis-regulatory region sequence-specific DNA binding; DNA-binding transcription factor activity, RNA polymerase II-specific. The coding region runs from base 152 to 1654 and encodes 500 amino acids. Lineage: Eukaryota; Metazoa; Chordata; Actinopteri; Acipenseriformes; Polyodontidae. Gene Ontology annotation, biological process: regulation of transcription by RNA polymerase II.
UUUUUUGUGUGUAGAACACAGCUGAGGUUCAGCGGGUUUAGUGCAGAUGCUGUGAAAUUAUCGAGCGGUCGUUUUGGUUUUAAUUUAGCGGCUAUAUACCGUAUUUUUACUUUAAAAAGUGCUAAGUUAUACCUGUUGUCAGAGUUCGGACAUGGGAGACUCGAGUGGUGUUGACAUAAUGGAUAUCUGUGAAUCUAUCAUGGAAAGAAAACGGCGUGACAGCGAGCAGUCCUCCUGCAGCACGCUGGAACAGAACGAUUUUGAGGCUGUGGAGGCUCUUCUGUGUAUGAGCUCCGGGGGUCAGAGGGCGCAAAAGCAGGACCUGUUCAGAGCGAGGCCGCUCACUCCGGCCUCCGAUUCUUGUGACUCACUAAUUCAGACCCCCGUAGAACUACAUAAGGACUUUGUUUUGUGUUCAUCAAUGUGUAUGACACCACCACACAGCCCUAACUCUGCAGAGGCAUCUACAGCCACCUCAAUCCUUACAUCUUCACCUUUGAGUUUUUUUGUACCGAGAACUGUCAUUGCGAACUCCGGCAUUUGCUCAACUGGUUUGUUAAGCAGCACAGGAUCUAGCUGUGCGAGGCCUGCUUCGGUAGAUUUCACAGCGUUUUCCGCCCUGAAGCAACCCCGGGAACAGACUGCCUCCCAUCCCUGCAGAGCCAUGGCAACCAGCGUAAUACGUCACACUGCUGACAGCUCCCCUUGCCAUCACAUUCCUUCAGCAGAGCAGCACCAGCAGCACAGCAAACAUACCUUAAGAAAGACUGUACAGGACUGCACGGGAAAUCCUGCUGCGAACGGAGCGUCUUCUCUGUCUUGUUCAGAAAAACAGGACCAACAGACAUUACCUGCACCAGCACUGUCCUCAGUAGUGCCAGAAGAUGGCAGGGGAACUGAAAAUAAAAUUGCAGCCAGACCAAUGCCUACUGCUUCUGUGGCUAGCCCUCCUGUAAUCUGCCAAAUGAGCAAUGUAGGCAAUCAGGCCGGAGUGAUACCCACUUUCAUACAGACUGCCCAGCCACAGGCAAGUAGGGUCAAACCCAUUUUACCCCAAAUGUGUCCUUUUUCACAGCCGUUCCUUAUGGGAGGCCAAGUCGUACCACAAGGCACUGUCAUGUUUGUCCUUCCACAGUCCCAUGUUGCACCCCUUCCUCAGUGUCCACAGACUGUAAUGACCCUUGGGAACACAAAGUUACUGCCCCUGGCUCCUGCGCCAAUCUUCCUGCCUUCAGGUCCCAGUUGUACAUCGCAGAUGGACUUUUGUCGGAGACGGAAUUAUGUUUGCAACUUCCCAGGUUGUAGGAAGACCUACUUCAAGAGUUCCCACCUCAAAGCACAUCUUCGCACUCACACAGGUGAAAAACCGUUCAGCUGCAGUUGGGAAGGCUGUGAUAAAAAGUUUGCACGCUCCGAUGAGCUUUCACGCCACCGUAGGACUCACACCGGAGAGAAGAAGUUUGCGUGCCCCGUGUGUGAUCGACGCUUCAUGCGCAGCGACCACCUGACAAAACAUGCUCGCCGUCACAUGACCACCAAGAGAGUUCCAAACUGGCAAACUGAAGUGGGAAAACUGAACAGAAUAACCACAGUGAAGCACUCUGCUUCAAACCGCGUUCUUCCACUAGGCAUGCUUGUUCCUGCUUCAAAAUAACCCAUCCACUGAAACAGUCUGCUAUGUCUGAUGGUUUGUUGUAAAGAAAGACUGCUACUAGCUAGUGGAAAGCAGACCUUGCACUGAACUUGUUUAUCGAUUUUUUUUUUUUUUUUUUUUUAAAAGGAAAAAUCUCCUUACUGUGUUGUGAAAAAGAAUGCACUCUCUUGCCAAAGUCUUUGUAUGAAAUCCUCAUUUAUGUAUGGAUUUCUGAAUGUAUGUAUCUGUGCAUAUCUAUAUAUGAAAGUAUGUACUGAAUUGCAUUUAUUAAUUGGAAUAUUUUUACGCAAAUGUUAAAACGCUAUGAUUUGUAAAAAGACUGUAUCCUUCACUGUGAUUAUGUACUAUAUCACUUUGCAUAGUAUUUAAUAAACAUUUUUACAAAA